UCUCUUUUUUUCUUAUCAGCAAUGAAAGCUACUCUUAUCAGGACCGGUUCGUCACCGGUUCAAGCCUCCCUGAUCCCCGGUUCACCGAAGGUUUCUUUCUCCGCUUCAGGCAUUGAUUCCGUUACGUCUGCACUGUUCUCCGGCGCUAACAAGAAGUCGUCGUCGCCGCCGUUGCAUUUGGAGAUCAAGGACAAAAGGACUAUCCGGCGAGCGAUGUCGGAAUCUGACGUGGCAUGUCCAAUGAAGAAAGACUCCGGCAGGUUUUCUAAGUUAUCUGGCGCCGGAUCUCGGUCUUUUCCGGCGAAUAUUCUUGAAGAAGAGGAGGAAGAGAUCUGCUAUGGUGACGUGGAUGACUGUGGUAGGUCGUGGAACGUAUUUGUGACGGAAGAUUUGGAUUCCGUUGGUGGUGGUACAGGCAAAGGAAAAAAGAUCGGCGGCGACGGCGGUAGUAGUGGUGGUGCCGAUCAGAGGAAAAUCGGUGCUUAUUAUCAAAAGAUGUUAAAAACUAACCCUGGAGAUCCACUUCUUUUAAGGAAUUACGGACAGUUCUUACAUCAGGUGGAGAAAGAUGCAGUGAGAGCUGAAGAAUACUAUGGAAGAGCCAUUUUAGCGAGUCCAGGAGACGGUGAAGUGUUAUCUCUGUACGGGAAAUUGAUUUGGGAAACCCAAAAAAAUGAAACCAGAGCCAACAGUUAUUUCGAACAAGCUGUUCAAGCCUCCCCUAACGACUGCUUUGUGAUGGGAUCGUAUGCACACUUCCUAUGGGAUGCAGAGAAAGACGAUAAAGGUGAAGAAGUAAGCACAGCUGCUGUUUUGGUGGAGGCCUUCUGACAGACCUCCUUAGAUCUCUCUCU
Molecule: messenger RNA, 854 nt
Organism: Telopea speciosissima
Lineage: Eukaryota; Viridiplantae; Streptophyta; Magnoliopsida; Proteales; Proteaceae
Exons: 3
Coding region: 22-831 (269 amino acids)
Molecular function (GO): protein binding
Source: RefSeq, a predicted model, not a curated record